AUGCCGUUGAAGGAUGAUGCCGACUAUCUGACACAGGACAGUGAUGAAGAGAACUGCCCUCCUGACCAGAAAUCCACACCCGUGAUGAAGAAUGGUGGAGACUGGUGGAUCCCCACACCACCCCCUUCUUCCCCCUCGUCAGCCGAGGACGAGGAAGACGAGAAGAUAGAUAAAAAGUGGACCCCCCUCACCACCAAGAAGACCACCAGCAAGAAGAAACGCAAGUUCUCCAGUGCAUUCACCCAGAUGGAAGAAGAAGAAUUGCCAGUGAAGAAAUCAAUGGGGUCUGUCUCCAUGGAGCGAAAGCUGAAGACACCAGCCCCUGCCUUCAUCCAGAAGCCGAAGGAGCACUCCUGGAAGCACUCUGCGUACAAGAACCAGUCUGAGAGCAAGAGGCGUCCUGUGGUGAAGAAGAAGACCAGUACUACCAAGCCCAAGAAGGAGACCAGUAAGCCGAAGAAGGAGACCAAGAAGCCAGAUGAAGAUUCGGACUCAGAGUCUGAAGUUGAGAUUGUGGCUCCCCCCAAAGGAUACAAGCCCCGACCUGUACUGUCUGAUCUCAAGUCAGGCAAAGAUCCAAAGAAGAAAAAGAAAGCUGAGAAGGCCCUUCAAGAGGAGUCCUCCUCUGAUUCGGAUUCUGACUUCAGUUUGCUGGAGCACACUAUCUUCAACAGGCCACCGGAUAAGAGAACUCGUAGAAUGUCUGCCAAAGCCGAGGAGACACGUCAGAAGACCAGCAUUGCUAUUCCGGGAACAGCUUGGAGGACCAUGCUGGAUGCACACUACAGUGCUUCCCAGGAGUUGGCCAAACUGUCCAGAUCGGUGCUGCAACUAACUACAAAGGUUGAAGAAGCCACGAAAUUGAUCUCCACAGUUCCCAAGGAAACUUCAACAGAGUUGGUCAACAAGACAAGCCGAGCAUUCCGUGACUUUGGUGAGGGCUUCAAGACAGUCAGCAUGGUUGUGGAAACUAGAAUUGACAAUAUGGAGUCUCGUGUCAUCACCAAAAUCAAGGAUUCAACUACAGACUUAAAGCGCCACACUACCCAGAAGUGUGCCAUUGGAGCUACCGGCAGUGAUUCCUCUUCUUCCAAGUCUACUGCAAGUGGACAACGCCGUGACAGCUGGAGUCUUCCAACCAAUGCUGGGUCCAACACUUCCACUGAACACGUCCUGGAAAGACUUGACUCUCAGGAUGGAAUCCUCAACCAUAUGGAUGGCCAAAUCGACUGA
Seminavis robusta is the source of this 1233-nucleotide messenger RNA. NCBI's taxonomy places the organism in Eukaryota, Bacillariophyta, Bacillariophyceae, Naviculales, Naviculaceae. The record is from the annotation of a GenBank genome assembly.